GCUCAGUCAGAGCAUCUCCCUCAACUGUUCCAUCCCGCCUUGUCGCUCACCGUUCUUCAAGUUCUAGCACGCCGGUCGCUGACUCAUGGCUAUCCUCACAACUCCUCUCCGUCGUACCUUGCUUGUGCUGGGGCUUGCUCUGCUCGGCCUAUCCUGGCCGUUCAUAGCGGCAUCCAGGCGCGUGCUCCCAGAGUCAUCGACGGCAGGCAGCACGUCGAGCCUGUUCGGCGGGCUCUUCUCCUUCAGCUCCAUGCAGAACCUCGACGUCAAUGACGGCGGCGCCAUCUCCCUCACGCUGGACCGCGUUGGAGGCGCCGGUUUCGAAUCGCGGCGGGCGUUCAGCUUCGGGACUUUCAGCGUGGACGCCAAGAUGCCGAGAGGGUACUCCGCUGGGGUGUGCGCCACUUUCUUCCUCCAAUCGGGGAGUUACGAUAACCGCGACGAGUGGGAUUUCGAGUUUCUGGGGUCGCCGAACAACUCGCGUGGCAUGACGCUGCAGACGAACGUCUUCAUGAACGGCCAGGGCGACCAGGAGGUCCUCACGGCCUUCGCAUUCGACCCUGCUGCCGCGUUCCACACAUACGCGAUUCAGUGGGGCCCGCAAAGCACAGUGUGGCUGGUGGACGGCGUGAACAUCCGCACGGUGAGCAAGAGCAGCGCCGACUACCCCAAGGACCCCAUGAAGGUCUACUUCAGCAUCUGGGACGCCUCCCCCUGGGCCACGGGACCCAGGACCGCCCGCAUCCCCGUCAACUACGAAUACGCUCCGUUUACUGUGACGUUCAAGAACUUCAAAUACACUCCGCUGUCCGCGAACUGAGAGACCGAGAUAUUUGAAUAUCGGACUGUGUACUGUAUGUGCAGAGAUAUUGUAGUAUCGAAAACGAUUUCGUUGUAUCCGUGCGUGGGAAUUCGGAGACAUUUAUUAGCGGGAAAG
Messenger RNA from Closterium sp. NIES-67, 937 nucleotides. NCBI's taxonomy places the organism in Eukaryota, Viridiplantae, Streptophyta, Zygnematophyceae, Desmidiales, Closteriaceae. The record is from the annotation of a GenBank genome assembly.